GGAGCUAGAGUUUGGGUGAAAGAUCCAGAAACUGUUUGGAAAGGAGCGUUCCUCUUACAGGACUAUGAAGGGGGUGUACUCCACCUGGAAACUGAGUGCGGGGAAUCCCAAGAACUCCAGAUAAAGAAUGAUACAGAACUCCCGCCUCUUAGGAAUCCUGAUAUUCUGAUCGGAGAGAAUGAUCUUACAUCUUUAUCAUAUCUUCAUGAACCUGCUGUUCUUCAUAACCUCAGAGUCAGUGAGGAAGCAUUUAAGCUUAUGGAGAGAGAUAGUAAAAAUCAAUCAAUCAUCGUCUCUGGUGAAUCUGGUGCCGGUAAAACGGUUUCUGCGAAGUAUAGUAUGCGAUACUUCGCUACAGUCGGGGGUACAGGAGAUACUGAAACACAGAUGUAUUCUAAAUUUCUAAGAAUUUAUGUUUUAGGAAAUGCGAAAACUACGAGAAAUGACAACUCCAGUAGAUUUGGAAAAUAUAUUGAGAUUGAUUUCUCCAAGAGUUAUCAGAUUAUAGGGGCUAACAUGCGUACUUAUCUUCUAGAGAAGUCCAGAGUGGUUUUUCAGGCUGCAGAGGAGAGGAACUACCACGUGUUCUACCAGAUGUGUGCUGCCAGGGAGGAGAAGGAGUUGGAGGGAUUAGCUCUAGAUCAUCAGGAUACAUUCUUAUAUACAAACCAGGGGGAUAAUCCGGAUAUUCCGAAUGUGGAUGAUUUAAAGGAGUUUCGAAAAACUCAUGAAUCUUUUAAACUUCUUGGCUUCUCUGAAACUGACACGACCAAUAUUUACAGGAUCCUAGCAGGAAUACUUCAUCUUGGUAAUAUUGGUAUCCAACCUGGAGGAGGUAGAGGGGAUAAUGAAUCCAGUCUAAUAAAGUCUGAUGAUGUUGGGUUGGUUGAGAUGAGUCGUCUGCUUGAUAUAGAACAGGAACAGAUGAGACAGUGGCUCUGCCAUCGAAAGAUUGUUUCUAGAAAUGAGUCUUUCACUAAGCCAAUGGGACAAACACAGGCACAACAGUCCCGUGAUGCUCUGGCAAAGUGUAUCUAUUCAAACCUCUUCGAUUGGAUAGUCCAUCAGAUCAACAAGGCCUUGCGCACUUCACAGAAGAUAAACAAGUUUAUUGGUGUGCUGGAUAUUUACGGAUUCGAAACAUUUGAGAUAAAUAGUUUCGAGCAGUUCUGUAUCAACUACGCCAACGAGAAACUACAGCAGCAGUUCAACCUUCAUGUGUUCAAGCUGGAGCAGGAGGAGUACGUCAAGGAAGGAAUAGAAUGGAAAAUGAUAGAUUUCUACGAUAAUCAGCCCUGCAUAGACCUUAUCGAGAGUAAACUUGGUAUUUUAGAUUUACUGGAUGAAGAAUGCAGGGUUCCUAAAGGCUCAGAUAAAUCCUGGGUGGAGAAACUUUACGACAAGUGUAAGAAGUACGAACAUUUUAGUAAACCUAGGCUCUCCCAGUCAGCUUUCCUGGUCAAACAUUUUGCAGAUCAGGUUGAAUACGAGUGUGAUGGAUUCUUGCAUAAAAAUCGAGAUACAGUCAUGGAGGAACAGAUUGCUAUACUAAAGGCCUCUAGAAAUGAUCUUCUCUCUGACCUUUUUAUCUCCGAAGGAAAGUAUACAGGGAUGGAUAACUUGCCAGUGAAGAAGAAUACCCCUGUUAAGCCGGGUGGUCAGGGGGCUGCUAAAUCUCACAAGAAAACUGUUGGGUCGCAAUUCAGAGAAUCUUUGAAUUUACUGAUGACCAACCUGAAUUCAACAAACCCUCACUAUGUUCGAUGCAUAAAACCUAAUGAUGCUAAAGCCGCGUUCAUUUUUGAACCUAAGCGUGCAGUUCAACAGCUGCGAGCCUGCGGAGUUCUGGAGACUGUUCGAAUAUCGGCUGCAGGGUAUCCUUCCAGAUGGACCUACUACGAUUUCUUCCUGAGAUAUCGUGUUCUCUGCCACUCAAAGGAUGUGUUUAAAGGAGAUUACAGAGGAACCUGCGAGAACAUUGUUAACAAGUUAAUUCAGGAUGAAGAUAAAUAUCAAUUUGGGAAAAACAAACUCUUCUUCAGAGCUGGACAGGUAAAUUAUUAUUAUUUUCAGGUGUACGUGACUUUUCUCACCUUGUUUAGGAAGAAGUACAGGGCAACCCAGGCUGCUGCCGGGACCCUGCAGAGAUGGGUUAGAGGAUUUCUAGCGAGGAGGAAGACGAGAGGGAUCAGGAGAACCAGAGCUGCAACCAGGAUACAAGCUCUUGUUCGUGGAUUUAUCCAGAUCUCGAAAUAUAGACGUCUUCGUAACUUGGUAAUACAACUACAAGCACACAUCAGAGCAUACAGGGCUCGGCAGGAAUAUAAACAACUGAGACAGGAAAAAGCAGCAGUUAUUAUACAGAAGAAUGCCAAGGGCUGGAUUGCUAGGUUGAAGUACCGAAGAGCGCUGAAGAGGAUUGUUGUAGUGCAGAGUGCGGUUAGACGGACCCUGGCAAAGAAACAGUUUAAAAAGUUGAAGAUAGAGGCCAGAAGUGUUGCUAAACAAAAAGAACUCAAUAAAGGUUUAGAGAAUAAGAUUAUUAGCCUUCAGCAGAGGUUAACAGAGGCCAAGGAGGACAACAAGGCCCUCAAACUAAAGGUUGAGGCUGGGGUUGGAUUAUCAGCAGAAUUGGAUAAACUGAAGAAAACUGAAGAUGAAUCUAAAUCUCGGGCUGAGAGGAUUAAACAACUUGAAGAGGAACUUAGACAGACUCGGUCUGAGCUGCAGCAUGAGAGAGAGGAGAAGGUUGAUCUUGUCACGGAGAAGGUUCGAGGAGAGGAGGAGAUAGCAAACCUUCAAAAACUUUUCCAACAGGAAAAAGGUUCGCUUGAAGCCCAGAUAUCAGAGAUGAAAACAGCUGCUGAGAAUUCUGGGAAGAUUAGCCCUGGUGAGGUGGAGAGACUGGAGAAUGAGAAGAAGCAGAUCCAUGCUGAAUAUGAGCAGGAGAGGAUCGCUUACCAGAAGCUUCUCAAGGAUUUUAAUAGGAUGGAGCUACAGUGUGAAAACCUUCAGGACGAGGUUUCAUCUCUACGAGGAAGAAAUAAACAUGAAAGAACCAUCAAUGAUAUCAGCUGUAGCAGUCUCAUGGAGGGUGAGGAUGAAUCAGCCUAUGGAGGAUCAGGGAGGAGCAGCAUGGUCUCCACUUUAGAAAGGGAUAAUCUACUGGAGAGUAUGACAGUUAAUGAUAACAAUCAGGAUAUUGGACUUCUUAUGAAACUACAGGGAGCCCUGAAAGAAGAACAAAGGAUACGGGAGAGUAUGGAAAGGGAGAAGGAAAGUCUGGAAAGAAGAAUUGAUGAACUGGAAGGAAGGAAUGGAAACAACAACAACAAUGCUGUUGGAACUGCUGCUGCUGUUGCACAAGACAAGAUCAAGGUUGAGGACCUUGAACUAGAGAAUAGAAAGCUGAAGGAGAAUAUUGAUGCUCUGAGAAGAAGUAUCGCCCAGAGCGGAGAAGGAGAAGGAGAGGAAAAUAUCGCCCUCCGAGAAAUCAUGGAUCAGUACUCCAGCUUAGAGGAGGAGCUGGAGAGAAGAAGAGAAGAAUGUUUACAAUUGAAAACUGUUCUAGCUAAUGUACAGGUUGAUCCGGCCUCAUUUAUGGGAGAGGGAGAACCGGACAUUGAAGAACUAUUAAUUGCUUAUGAGAGCCAGAAGAAUGUUAUUCAGCAACUACAGACUACGCUAGCAGAGGAGAGAGAUAAAUCUAGAAGCACAGAAUCCAAUCUGAGAACGGAGUUGGAAAAAAUGACGUUAGCUAACAGGGAUGCCCAACAAGUUUUAACAACUAAUCUGAAAAGAAAUCCUGCCAACCAAACAGAAGCUAUCAUGCAGCAUGAAUUACAAAGAUUAACAGGCGAGAACUUUGAUCUACGAGAGAAGAUUGAGACUCUAACUGAGCUGACCAAGAGAUUAAAGAAACAGCUGAAACUGUACAUGAAGAAGCUGGCAGAUUAUGGAGGCGGUAUCAGUGAAACAGAAGAAAGGGAUCAAAAGCAAAAUGAAAAUGAUGUUACACUACCUGCUAUUACAAGGAUUGAGCAGAACUGUCUUGGUAUGCUGGAGUAUGAUAAAACAAUGGAGGAUAAGGUUCUACGGGCUCUUAUUUCAGAUCUGAAACCUAAAGUUGCAAGCCAGCUACCGCCUGGCCUGCCGGCCUACUUCUUGUUCAUGUUAAUCCGUCACCUGGAUCAUAUAAACGACGAAAAGAAUGUUCGAACCCUUAUACAGGGAGGCAUAGCGUACAUAAAGAAGAUAAUAAAGAAGCAGAAAGUUCAAACGGAUAUUGAACUUAAAACUCUGUGGCUUUCCAAUACUCUCAGAUUACUGCACUGCUUGAAACAGUACUCUGGAGAGGAACAGUUCCAGCUUCACAGUACACCUAAACAAGUGGAACACUGUCUUAGAAACUUUGAUCUUACCGCCUACAGGCGUGUACUGAGUGAUAUAGCAGUAUGGAUCUACCUGGGUAUACCAGGGCGUGUACUGAGUGAUACAGCAGUAUGGAUCUAUCAGGGUAUACUGUACUGUUCUAUAUUAGGAGAUAAGCCACGAGCUAUGAGAGGAAGAGCAGGAUCUGUUGGGAAUGAUCUGGAUGGUCCAGGGAAUAUGGAUCCCAAGGUUGCCCUGGAUACCCUUCUCAGCUGUUUAACCAGGUUCCACAGUAUCCUGCAGAAACAUGGACUAGACCCGGAAAUAGUUUCCCAGAUAUUCCGCCAGAUAUUCUACUUCCUGUGUGCUGGGUGUCUAAAUAAUCUUCUUCUAAGGAAGGAUAUGUGCCACUGGUCUAGAGGAAUGCAGAUAAGGUAUAAUAUUGCACAGUUGGAACAGUGGGCCAGAGAUCAGAAGAUUGAAGAUACUGAAACUAAAGUUAUUGAUACUCUUCUACCUAUUAUACAGGCUACCCAGCUGCUACAAGCCAGGAAGAGUGAGGAGGAUGUAUCUGGUAUCUGUGACAUGUGUGACAAACUGAAGGUCUCCCAGAUUAUCAAGAUCUUGAACCUGUACACUCCAGCUGACGAGUUCGAGGAGAGGGUCAGUCCAGCCUUUGUCAGGAAGAUUCAAGCUAAACUUCAGGAGAGAUCCCUGGAGGAAGCUAGAAACCAGGUCACCUUGCUCAUGGAUGCAAAGUUUAGCUUUGCGGUUAAGUUUCCCUUUAACCCGAGUAAAAUACAUUUUGAUGAGUUGGAUGUACCGGCAACGUACACAAACUUGGCAACCCUGGUCAGGAAGAUAUAAUACUACCUGGCAACCCUGUUUAGGAAAAUAUAAUACUACCCGGCCACCCUGGUUAGGAAGAUAUUAUACUACCUGGCUAGUGACUAGCCUAUACCUACCCUGGUUAGGAACAGGGUUAGGAAAAAGGAGUUGAUUUUUUGCAAAAUAUAAAAUUUGUCUUCACUUUAAUAUUCACCUCUUCCAAAAUAAUUAAAAUGUUUCAAUCUGAAAACAUAUUUUUCAUACUUUUUGCCAGUCUAGUUCUCAAACUGUCGCUGUAAAUCCUCCUUUUAUUAAAAUUGAUCUAAUCGAAGAAUGGCAGCAAAAAUGAAUCUUAAACAUGGACUUAAAAUAUGCCAUUCCAAUUUUCUCCUGAUUUAAUGUGAUAGCGGACUAAUACUUAAUUUAGUUAAAUUACUCCUAACAGUUGGGUUAGUUUUAACAAUCAGUUUUUAAGUUUUAUUAUUAUGUAAGAAAUGUUAAUGUCAAAUUAUUAUUUAAACUUAUGAAUAUAUGUUUUGUAUUAUCCGUUUAGAUUUUUAUCAAAAUUCUUCUUGUAUAACUAACAUUUAGGCAAUUCAAUUUUAAAAUUAGAAUUUUGAAUUUUGAUACUUUGCAGCAUCUUAGAGGUGGUAAUUGUACAUUAGGGUAAAGCAAAUCAUUUUGAUUAGUUUAUUAUAUAAGUUGUGGAAUUCAUGAUAAAAAUUUAGGUUUUUCUAAAAAAAAGAUUAAAAAUGGUGUGCCUCAUAAUUAGUUAUGGCUUUUUUGAUUUUAUUUAGCAAAGUAACCUUUUCAUACCAUUUACUUUACCCUGGUGCUCUGUAGUUGAUAAAUUUAGUCUUAAUGUUAUAUAUAUUUAAACAUUAAUUAAUUUAACCGUACAGCAUGUGCCUUAUUUUUUA
Eurytemora carolleeae is the source of this 6119-nucleotide messenger RNA. Its product is annotated as unconventional myosin-Va. Gene Ontology annotation, cellular component: actin cytoskeleton; myosin complex; vesicle. The record is from RefSeq and is a predicted model, not a curated record. Gene Ontology annotation, molecular function: actin filament binding; microfilament motor activity; ATP binding. Lineage: Eukaryota; Metazoa; Arthropoda; Copepoda; Calanoida; Temoridae. Gene Ontology annotation, biological process: vesicle transport along actin filament; actin filament organization.